AUGGACGUCAGCUUCGCCAGCAUCCUCCUCUCACCCACCUCCUCAGUGAGGUCCAGAGGGACAGGACAGAACUGGCUCUCAUACCCCCUGCAGACCACACCCCCAGCAGACCACACCGCCAACCACACCCCCAUCAGACCACAACCCCAGCAGACCACACCCCCAUCAGACCACACCCCCAUCAGACCACAACCCCCAUCAGACCACAACCCCCAGCAGACCACACCCCCAGCAAACCACACCCCCAUCAGACCACACCCCCAUCAGACCACACCCCCAGCAGACCACACCCCCAUCAGACCACACCCCCAUCAGACCACACCCCCAUCAGACCACACCCCCAUCAGACCACACCCCCAUCAGACCACAACCCCAGCUGACCACACCGCCACAACCCCUGUCCCCUGGGGCCACCCCCAGGAACACAGCAGCUUGUUAGAGGAUGGAGGCGGGAUGAUGUCAUGGAUGAUCCACGUGUCUGCCCGUGGGACCCAGGAAAACAGAGCAGGAGACCUGAAACGCUCUGGAGAUCUCUCUCUCUCUUUUUCAUCGCCCUUUGUUUUUCUCCGUCAGAAUGAUGAUGGUCCUGACGUGAGGGCUGGAUCAGGAGACAUCCUGCUGGUUCACGCCACAGAGACUGACCGCAAAGAUCUGGUGCUGUACUGUGAGGCCUUCCUGACCACCUACCGCACCUUCAUCACCCCCGAAGAUCUCAUCAAGAAGCUACACUACAGAUACACCAGGUUCUGUCACAGCCCAGACACCUUCAAAAAGCGGGUCAGCAAGAACACCUUCUUCGUGUUGGUCCGCGUGGUGGACGAGCUGUGUCUGGUGGAGCUGACGGAGGACAUCCUGAAGCAGCUGAUGGACCUGGUCUUCAGGCUGGUGUGCAACGGCGAGCUCAGCCUGGCCCGCGUCCUCCGCAAGAACAUUCUGGACAAGGUGGAGCAGAAGAAGCUGCUCCGCUACACCAACUCCCUCAAGCCGCUCGCGGCCAGAGGCGUCUCGGCCAGACCGGGGACUCUGCACGACUUCCGCAGUCAUGAGAUCGCCGACCAGCUCACGCUACUGGACGCCGAGCUCUUCUACAAGAUUGAGAUUCCUGAAGUGCUUCUGUGGGCCAAGGAGCAGAAUGAAGAGAAGAGUCCCAACCUGACCCAGUUCACGGAGCACUUUAACAACAUGAGCUACUGGGUGCGCUCUCUGAUCAUCCAGCAGGAGAAGGCCCAGGACAGAGAGAAGCUGCUCCUCAAGUUCAUCAAGAUCAUGAAGCACUUAAGGAAGCUGAACAACUUCAAUUCGUACCUGGCUAUCCUGUCGGCCUUGGACUCGGCCCCCAUUCGUAGGCUGGAGUGGCAGAAACAGACCUCUGAGGGAUUGGAGGAGUACUGCACAUUGAUUGACAGCUCUUCAUCCUUCAGAGCGUACAGAGCAGCUCUGGCUGAAGUGGAGCCACCCUGUAUUCCAUACCUGGGUUUGAUCCUGCAGGAUCUGACGUUCGUCCACCUGGGGAACCCCGACCUCAUAGAGGGGAAGGUCAACUUCUCCAAACGCUGGCAGCAGUUCAACAUCCUUGACAGCAUGAGGCGCUUCCAGCAAGUGCACUACGAGCUGAAGCGCAACGACGACAUAGUCUCCUUCUUCAACGACUUCAGCGACCACCUGGCCGAGGAGGCGCUGUGGGAGCUGUCCCUGAAGAUCAAGCCCAGGAACAUCACCCGCCGCAGGACAGAGCGCGAGGAGAAGACCUAGAGACCUCGCCCCCCCCCCAGACCCCCGACCCCCGUCUCCGUCCCUUCACAGGCUAGGCCACCCCCCUCCCCCCACUGUGCUUCAGACACUACACUCACUUUACUACAAACAGACCCACAGAUGGAGGGACUGGGAGACCGACGGACACUAAGAGCAGGGGAGGAGGAAGAGAGAGGAAGGGCAGACUGAGAUACUGCAGAUUAAAAACUGUUUACAGAGGCUCCACUGCUGUGGGCGACUGGGUUUGGGAUUAUAAUCUGUCAACUCUGCUGUCUGCUAUGGAGUGAAGCUGGCAGGGGAGAGAGACCCUGUACAACCAUGGGAGAUAGGGAGAGGCACUGUGCUGCCAAGGAGGAGGGGAUGUAAGGAGGAACCCUGACCGGGGGAGGACAGGGAGCUGAAGGCGCCUCCCGUCCACUCCCUUCUGGAUUGGAGAUUGUGUGUGCGCUCGCGUGCGUGUUUGAGAUGAACACUACUCUAUAGCCACCUGAGAUAUUCCCAACUCACCCCGCCCCCCUCACCCACCACCCCUCACCCCCAUGUGUUGGCCAUGGGGUCAGCCGCCCCCACCCACCCACCCACACUUCACCCCAGCACACCUUCUCCAGUGUUCCGGAACAGCCUGACAGGAACUGUGAUUUCACAAAGCAGACUGGGCUGGGAGUGGGUGUGUCUUGGGCCGGGUGGCCUCUGAGGGGUGGACAGACCAUGAGGGGCGGGACUUACUAAAGAGAUUUUGUUCCGAGUUUUUUUUUUUGUGUAAGAAUCAUGUAUGGUUAUGAUGUAUUAUAUACAAUACUCCUUUUGUUCUGAAAAAGGAUGUUUAUGCUCAAAUGAGAAGAGAUCAUUUUAGAGAGCUUCUCCCAAGUGCCAUAGAAAUGUGCACAAAAAAAAGCAAAAAAAAUACACAAAAAAGAGAAUUACUAAAGAUGCUGUGAUCUAUGUCCGUCAUUCUCAAUCAUUGUGUGCCAUGUUCAAGUAUAGACCACCAUCAGGCAAUCAGAAUCACGUGUGUAGUUCAAACGUGCGUGUGUACAGUACUCGUCAGAAAGUGUGCAUGUGGCCAGAGCGUGUGUUUGUGCGUGCGGGAAUGAGGGAUGAGAGAAUGUGAAAACGUAAACAGCAGUCCAUUAGAGACGCGUGCUUUGUCAGUCCAUUCAGUGCUCUAGUUUUUCAUUCAUAUUUCUUUGAACUAAUUGUCUCAAUCCACACAUCACUGUUGUUCUCCAAACCCAAUAAAACUGCUCUGUUUA
Messenger RNA from Hypomesus transpacificus, 3005 nucleotides. RefSeq names its product Rap guanine nucleotide exchange factor (GEF) 1b (gene rapgef1b). Bases 1 to 1752 code for a protein of 583 amino acids. Gene Ontology annotation, biological process: Ras protein signal transduction; positive regulation of GTPase activity. Gene Ontology annotation, cellular component: plasma membrane. The transcript is spliced from 14 exons. Lineage: Eukaryota; Metazoa; Chordata; Actinopteri; Osmeriformes; Osmeridae. The record is from RefSeq and is a predicted model, not a curated record. Gene Ontology annotation, molecular function: guanyl-nucleotide exchange factor activity.